Messenger RNA from Fusarium sp. VM40, 219 nucleotides. The record is from the annotation of a GenBank genome assembly. Lineage: Eukaryota; Fungi; Ascomycota; Sordariomycetes; Hypocreales; Nectriaceae.
AUGGCACACCUCAACGUCAAGCCGGACCCGGCCUACCUGAAAUAUGAGGCUAUGAUGAAGAAGCGCCAUCAUUAUUUCCGAUGGACGCCCCGAACUGCCAGAAUCACCUUCAUCUACGUUGCCCUGAUCCCCGCCAUGAUGGGCUACAUCGCCUACAAGACCGACGGACUUUGGGAUUUCCGAGCGAAGCGAAAGGGCGAUCUCGUUUACGAGAAAUAG